AUGAAUCAAUCACUCUCAUCAACAUCUCAACCCUUCAACGCACCAGAGCCACGUGGUGCCCACCAUACCACGCUUCCAGCAGAGAUAUGGGCCAACAUCUUCGGCCAUCUUUCUAGCUUGCCCGGUCAGUCUCUCGCUCCUCUUGCAGCAGUCUGCAGAGGAUGGCAACGCGAGAUCGAGCCGCUUACCUUUUCCGACAUCGUGGUUCGGCCCACUGACAACGACAUUGCCAUGCUCCGCCGUGUCUUGGGAGACAGCUGCCGUUCCAGCAUCCUGUCGAAGAUCACAUUUUUCGGCCCGUCCGAAGACGAGACCCUCCAGCAGAUUGACGAGUCAGGAAACCAGACUUCUACUUCCAUGAAGAUCUGCCAUUUCUUCACAUGCUUGGGCAGCACUGCUCGGGAACACUCAUACCCUCCACUCACACUCACCUUCGCCGGCUGGGACGACCCUCGAGCUCCCGUCAACACUCUGCAAGAUUCAGACCUCGUGGCGCAGAGUCUUGGUGCACACCAUCCUUCCCAGUGCCGAGUCAAGCACAUCGUGUUGGCGCUGGAGAGACGACUGUGGUCCUCAACCAUGUUCGCGGACAUGGUGCGAUAUUGCUCCCCGGAGCUGAAGAAAAUUGAUCUUGGCUUGUUCGCCGAAGACAGUGACGAGGCAGAGUACAAUACCUGCUUCAUGCGAGCAUUGCAGAGAUCACUCAGAAAUACCAACCUCGAAGAAAUCAAUGCGCUUUACCCCUCGAGCGUGCUUGACCAAGAGAGCCACUCGUUCUCAUAUCGCUGGAUGGUGGCCUCAUUCGUGCACAUCAGCCGGAAUCUGCGUGUGUUCAGGGUCCAGGACCUGGCCGCCGACAUGUUCUAUGACCUGGCGAGACGCGUGGAAUGGCCCAAUCUGCACACACUCGAGAUUCACUCGUCGACUCUGGGCGGUACGGCAACAACAUUCUUCCAAGACGAUUACUUGGAGAACGCUGUUACGCUUGUGACAACGGUCUCGAAGGCGGUUCACCGCAUGAAGAAUCUCAAGCGCCUCGUCCUGAGGCAACGCCUGUGGCUGUACUACGAUGACAUAUGGGACUUGGAGUGCUGGGCUUGGCUGGACAUGGACUUCAAGGUCAAUGUCCCACAACGGAGGACUGAGGCGACUACCGCGACGCUCAGCAUUCGGGGAGUGGAACCGAAGGAUGAGGCCAUCGAGGCCUGGAAUACUGCUGUUUCCAAGGAGAGGGGCAUCCCUCUGAAUGGUCAGGUGGGCUGGAACGCUCACCAGAAGAAUCCGAGAGUUCGACGGAUUAUGAACGGCGGCUGGUGA
Diaporthe citri is the source of this 1317-nucleotide messenger RNA. RefSeq lists its product as uncharacterized. Gene Ontology annotation, molecular function: protein binding. NCBI's taxonomy places the organism in Eukaryota, Fungi, Ascomycota, Sordariomycetes, Diaporthales, Diaporthaceae. The record is from RefSeq and is a predicted model, not a curated record. Bases 1 to 1317 code for a protein of 438 amino acids. The transcript has 2 exons.